AUUCGUAAGAAAGGUUAAAGCAGAACUCAUCGUAACUCGACAUAGAAUUUGCUUCGUUGUUUCUGUUGAGGCUGAAGGAUUCACCUUCAUUUCUUUGGUUUCUUAGACAAUUUAAAUUUAGUUGAAAUCAAAAAAAGAAGAAGAAUCCCAUUUCUAAUUCUCUAUCUCGUGGAUCUAGAUUAUCUGCCUCUCCCAACGAAUCGGCCGGGAUCAUUUCGGCAUAGGGGUUAGGGUUUGAAGGGUUCAAGAUUUGUUCUUUCCCAAUCAUUUUCUAUACUUUGUAGAUAUGAGCUUCCAGGAUCUGGAAUCCGGUCGGCAGCUUCAGGGUAGGAAGAAUCUCAUCAACGGCAAGCAGGAUCCAACACAGGCCGUAGCCGCCGGAGUGUUCCAGAUCAACACUGCCGUUUCCACGUUCCAGCGUUUAGUCAACACGCUCGGAACCCCAAAGGAUACACCUGAGCUUCGCGAGAAACUGCACAAGACACGGCUGCAUAUUGGGCAGUUGGUGAAGGAUACUUCAACAAAACUUAAACAAGCUAGUGAAAAUGAUCACCAAACAGACGUUAGCCCUAGUAAGAAAAUUGCUGAUGCAAAGCUUGCCAAAGAUUUCCAAGCAGUGCUGAAAGAGUUUCAGAAAGCUCAACGCCUUGCAGCUGAGAGGGAAACAGCAUAUGCUCCUUUUGUACCCCAAGCAGUUCUUCCUUCAAGCUACACUGCAAGCGAGGUUGAUGUCAGUUCUGAAAAAACACUAGAGGAGCGUGCUCUGCUGGUGGAAUCUAGAAGGCAGGAAGUACUGCUACUGGAUAAUGAGAUUGUCUUCAAUGAGGCUAUCAUUGACGAGCGAGAGCAGGGAAUUCAAGAGAUUCAGCAGCAAAUUGGCGAGGUGAAUGAGAUUUUCAAAGAUCUUGCCGUGCUGGUUCAUGGUCAAGGAGUUAUGAUUGAUGAUAUCGAGUCCAAUGUUGAAAACUCACUGGCGGCUACAACACAAGCCAAAACUCAACUAACCAAAGCAUCAAAGACACAGAAAUCAAACUCAUCUUUGGCGUGCUUGCUGUUGGUGAUAUUUGGAAUUGUCCUGCUCAUUGUGAUCAUAAUCAUGGCAACUUGAUUGGCUGGAAGCUGUGGGGAUUUGAUUAUUUCCGUAAGAUUCAUUGCAGUUGAUGUGUAAGAAACAUGAAAAGUCAACGGCUAAUCUCAUGUAACAUGCGAGGGUCAUAUAGAGCUAUAAGGUCGAUUUAAUUGGAAAAAUAUUCCAAGGAUUUCUCAUGUCAGACAUAGAACUCUCUAUAUAAAUUUCUAUGAGGAAUGUUUUAUCACCAUUCAUAUUGUAGCGAGAUUUGUGUACCUUUAGACUAUAUUCUAUUAAUUAUAGAGGAUUAUGAAAGACAAUUUUGAAGAUAAAAAUGAGUGGUGAUAAGAUAUUUUCUAUUAUAAAAAUUUCUUAUGAGAUUCUGUUCUUGGCAUGUGAGCUAAUGAAGAGAAAAUUAUGAAGAAUGAAGGAGAUGUGAAAUGUAAAGAACGAAAAGUAAGUAUAGGGAUGAAUGAAUUUUCUCUUUUUAUUUCUCUUUC
Dendrobium catenatum is the source of this 1569-nucleotide messenger RNA. RefSeq names its product syntaxin-22. The transcript is spliced from 7 exons. NCBI's taxonomy places the organism in Eukaryota, Viridiplantae, Streptophyta, Magnoliopsida, Asparagales, Orchidaceae. Gene Ontology annotation, biological process: vesicle-mediated transport; intracellular protein transport; vesicle fusion. Bases 287 to 1108 code for a protein of 273 amino acids. The record is from RefSeq and is a predicted model, not a curated record. Gene Ontology annotation, molecular function: SNARE binding; SNAP receptor activity. Gene Ontology annotation, cellular component: SNARE complex; endomembrane system; membrane.